Sporothrix schenckii 1099-18 is the source of this 993-nucleotide messenger RNA. RefSeq lists its product as uncharacterized. The transcript is spliced from 3 exons. NCBI's taxonomy places the organism in Eukaryota, Fungi, Ascomycota, Sordariomycetes, Ophiostomatales, Ophiostomataceae. The record is from RefSeq and is a predicted model, not a curated record. Bases 1 to 993 code for a protein of 330 amino acids.
AUGGUGCGCCAGCGACGUCAACCAGCCCUCGACUCGACUCCUCCUUCCAGGGCCACAACAAAACUGACAGAACCAACAAGAACGACCGCCUCCUCCUCGCUGCGUCGCGCCAUGCAGGACGAGUCGGCUGCCGAGCUGCGCACCCUGUCGGAGCGUGAUGGCGUCGACAGCAUCGCCGGCGGAUACCGUGAUGUGCCAGAAACAUCGUCACCAGCAUCGCCAGCAUCACCAACAUCACGAGCACCACCAGCACCUGCACUGCCCACCAAGACCACCUGGCUGCAGCGCAACCAAUGGAUCGCCCUGUCCCUCGCCAGCGGUGCCUGCGCCGCCUUCAACGGCGUUUUUGCAAAGCUGACCACCACCGAGCUGACCACGCGCCUGUCGCAGGCCGUCGCCAGUGCCCUCGGCCUGGAUGCUGCCGAAUCGGCCGUCGAAGUGGUCGUCAGAGGCACCUUUUUUGCCCUCAAUCUCGUGUUUAACGGUGUGGUGCGUUUCCCCUCCCCCCGUUCCCCUUCGAACCAGUACCAAGUACCUCCGACUCACCGGCAGCAGAUGUGGACCCUCUUCACCCGCGCCCUCGCGCGCGGCCUCUCCGCCACCCAGGUCUCCAUCAUGAACACCUCGGCCAACUUUGUCCUGACCGCGCUGCUGGGGUUUGCCAUCUUUUCCGAGGCUCUGCCGCCGUUGUGGUGGGUGGGUGCGGCCAUGCUGGUGGCCGGCAACGUCAUCAUCGGGCGCAAGGACGAGGGCAAGGCCGAUGCGGCGGCGGCGGCGGCGGCGACCACAGCCGAGGGGGAUGCAGACGACACAGACGCCACCGCCAUCAGCCACCCGGACCCGGAACCGGACGAGGGUCGCCGGCGCUCAUCACGGCGGCUGGCGGCACAGCGAGGAAAUGCGUCCGGCACGAAGACGUCGCCGGCGUCAGCGCCUACCGGUCGGUACAAAGACGAAGAAAGUAGCGGUGACGAAGACUUUGCCCAGAUCUAA